Messenger RNA from Jaculus jaculus (lesser Egyptian jerboa), 1758 nucleotides. RefSeq names its product GABA type A receptor associated protein like 1 (gene Gabarapl1). Lineage: Eukaryota; Metazoa; Chordata; Mammalia; Rodentia; Dipodidae. Gene Ontology annotation, biological process: autophagosome assembly; macroautophagy; autophagy of mitochondrion. Gene Ontology annotation, cellular component: autophagosome membrane; autophagosome; cytosol. Gene Ontology annotation, molecular function: ubiquitin protein ligase binding; GABA receptor binding. The record is from RefSeq and is a predicted model, not a curated record. Bases 261 to 614 code for a protein of 117 amino acids. The transcript is spliced from 4 exons.
UUUUGUGUUUCCCAGCUCCAGGGAGAAAAGCCAUCGGGGUUUCGGUACCUGCUCGUUCUCCCCCACUCCCCGCCCUCUCCUUCGGGUCGGGGUCCAGCUCGUCCUCGAGAUCCCCUCCCUCCGGAGCCCGGGCCCACGGCGCGGCGCCCUCGGAGGCCGACACCUGCCCGCGCGCGGCGCCGUCUCCCCGCGUCCAGCUCCUCCCUCGCCGCCUUCCCGCCUGCCGGGCCUCGAACUCGGGAUCGCCGCGCUCCGGCAUCAUGAAGUUCCAGUACAAAGAGGAUCAUCCCUUCGAGUAUCGGAAAAAGGAAGGAGAAAAGAUCCGGAAGAAGUACCCGGACCGGGUUCCGGUCAUCGUGGAGAAGGCUCCCAAAGCCAGGGUGCCUGAUCUGGACAAGAGGAAGUACCUGGUGCCCUCUGACCUCACAGUUGGCCAGUUCUACUUCUUAAUCCGGAAGAGGAUCCACCUCAGACCCGAGGACGCCUUAUUCUUCUUUGUCAACAACACCAUCCCUCCCACGAGUGCCACCAUGGGCCAGCUCUAUGAGGACAACCAUGAGGAGGACUAUUUUCUGUACGUGGCCUACAGCGACGAGAGUGUCUACGGGAAAUGAGUGGAGGAGAGCCCAGCAUUGGGGAGCACCUGGACUUGGGGUAGGGGAGGGGUGCGAGUGGGACUUGGGGAAACAGAGGGAGGGCUCCCAGCACGGAAGGGCCAGAAGGCGAAGACUUCGGAAAACAUCACCCCGCAUACUCUGUCGUCACAUUUCACCCGCUCAGUCAUUUCUUUCCUGCUGCUUCCUCAGCUCCCCCCAGAGAAUGUGCUCCGGUGGCAGAAUGGGCAUGACCUAACUGCCUGGCAUCGCAGAGAGAAUCAGUGCCAGGUUUUACCGGAGGGUUGGGAGGUAGGCACACGGACGCUAGAGAUGACUUUUUCACGUUUGCACAUUCAAGGUAGGGGCGGGGGGAAAGGGAUGUUUUAGGACUUUGUAGUGGACCAUUCCUAGGGACCAAAAGACACCCAGUGUCAUUGAAGCGUAGUGACCUCUCUUCUGCGUGUCCACCUCCUCCCUCCCCCUAGUUCUUUUUUCCCACACAGAUGUCAUCGCGCCACCCCCAGUGGCUGCCGUGGACAUCCGCGCAGAUGUUUAGAUGGAGCACUCUUACUUCUGGAAAAAGAAGAGUUGCUCAGGAAGGUGGCUGUGGUCACCAGGGCUUUGGGUAGCGCUAAACUGGAGCUGACCAUUGAGCAUCUCUGUCUGUCCCCAAAGUCCUUGGAAUUUCACGGGCCUGGGCACCUGCAGUGGCAUGCCCCAGGCAGCAUUUGCCAUCAGAAUCCUCAUGUGCAGGGACAGCGUCUGUGUGGAGGGGCCGGCUUCUGAGGUCAGGUAGGUCGCCACACCUGCCACUCAUCCAGAAGCCUGCCCCACUUUCUGCUCCCCUUAAUCUCACGCUCGCAGGAGCGUGACAUAUGGCCAGCUGUUCCCCUCCUCCCGUUUUCAUCCCCCGUGUCUACUAGCUAGGAAAGACGGAGGAGGAGUGGCUUUGAGUAAUUCCUGGGUAUCUCGGUGGUUUCUUUUCACGGAGGUGGAGGGUGGGGUUGGGGAAGCAGGAAUUGCACUCAGAUCUGACAUUUCAGUUGCUAAUGCAAAGGAGCCUUCCUGUUGGGGGUGACUGGCGUGUUCUGUCAGCUGCAGGUUCUUGUAUCCUGAGGUCGGUGCUGUCAGGAAAUAAAAUAAUUGCUUACUUAAGAAACCA